Molecule: messenger RNA, 1167 nt
Organism: Plenodomus lingam JN3
Lineage: Eukaryota; Fungi; Ascomycota; Dothideomycetes; Pleosporales; Leptosphaeriaceae
Source: RefSeq, a predicted model, not a curated record
AUGUACCAUAUACCUCGCCCCGAAGGUACGCCAUUCAGUGUGAAGGGAGCCGCGCAGCUCAAAUCACCGACAGCGAUGGCGGGAUGUACUGCAAGCCCUGUUCGUCCAUCAACGGCGCACUCCACGAUUCGUACUGUUCCCCCGUCACCGCCACUUAGCAUCACCGGCGCGCUGGCUGUCGACUUUGCAGAUUAUCCUGCAAAGGCCCGUGGCGAUGUUUCCCCUGACUCACAGAAAGCGCCUCUCGAUGCCGAAGGAUCAAGGGGUGAGCAUAUAGGAUCCGUCGCAGAACAUGUGACCAAUCCCGAAAACGAAUGUGGUGACAAGGGCUCCUCCUUCAGCUCCCCAGGCACAGUUCUGCGACGCAGCCUUGUAGGAUCGGGGCGCUCGCCAUCGAAAGUCAGAUCGCGCUCGCACUCACCUAGAAGACAACCAGGAGUCCCGAUUGCAAAUUCAUCUCACCUGGCACACAUGGUUCAAGACCAGCGUGCAGCGGACUCGACGUGGUAUAGCACGACUGAAGAUGAAAUUGACAACAACGAUGACAGCGACGAGCGAGAUGCUCCCGAGACACCUACACCCAUGUCACGAGAGCAACGGAUGCAGGCUUAUACACCUCUCGGUGUAAAACCCCUCUUCUCGAAUGGGCGUGAGCGGAAACAGCACAGUGGGGACAGCGUGUACAAGGCAACCCGCCCAAAGGAUCAAUCCACCCUCACCCUCCACCAUAAGCAGGCGCACUUUCAACCCGAUUUCCACCAAAAGAGCAAGCCUCACCUCGGGCACACGGUCUCCGGAGUGCGCAUCAGAAAGCGCUUCCCUGGUGCCACCGAGGAGCAGGCUAGGGACUCAGUCCAUAAUCCACCACCGCAAAGCUCCACACGCAACAUUUCAUCGUCGGCGCGCUCAAAUCUCUCGGGUGGCACGGCAGAGUCGCGGCGCAGUGUGUUCAGUACGCCGGGUAGGGAUGAGAUGGAGCGCAAAAAGGCCUUGGUGGAGAUUGAUGAGGGACCGUUCGCCAAGGCAGUGAGUAUGCAGGACCUGGCCAUGAGAAGAAGGCAGGUAAGUGGGAUGAGCGGAGAUGGCGUGGAGAGUGGAGAACGAGGUGGCAAAAAGAAGAUGUGGAAGAAAGGUUGCGGCAUGAGUGACAGAUGUUGCAUUAUGUGA